AUGGAAAUUCAUUUGGGGCAUCGGGGGAUGCCUUGUCCAGUACUUGGUGAUGUCCAUGAAUGGGAGGACACUGAUGAGCCCAUAUAUGAACCAGCAGAGCACUUCCCUACCAUACUCGAGCUUCUGUUCUUGAACUGCAAGCAAUGCACCACCAUUGUUGACAAGUCUGGAGUGCACUCCCUCAUGAUACAGUUUUGUCAAUGUCCAAAUGCUCGCACCCCUGACAAGCAAUUAUUUGAGAUCGGCAUGUUUCUGGCAUCAUUCACCCAACCAAAACUGCAUUUACCUUUCCAGUACUGGAUGGUUGGAACCUCAGCAAUGAAUUACUACAACCAGUUGAGAAGAAUGACGUUGAGCAUAUUUCCACACCUAGUCCCAGACCGUUACAGAGAAUUGAUGAGGGUAGCAUGGCAAUGGCAACAGCUGAAGCUCCUCAAAUGGAAUGGGUUUGCUUAUGAGCGAAGAAGGCUGACAUCCGGUGAACUCGCCCUCAUUUGCCUGGCUUGCCCACAGCCCGGCAUCAAUGCUCCACUCUUGGCCGAUAGGAAUGUUGAUGAUCCCAGUUGGCUGUAUGCCCGUUCACUGGCCAUGGACGGUAACUUCAAAGCAGAGCACCUUCAUCCCACUCAUCCAGAAGAUGAAGUCUGGUUGACCGACGUCAACCAGGCCAAUGCAUCCCGACACAAAUUAGAGGCUACCGGGAUAGGAGGGUGUGCCUGUGCCCACCACGGUUGUUUUGUGCCCCAUUCCAUUGUGGAUUUUCAAAAGGGCGAAAGGUGUCAGGUGAACGAGAGCCUGUACUUGAAUAUCCCUUCCGGCAUGGAGAUUAUACUGGGAAUUGGACUCUGGCAUGUCCACAGACAUCAAGACAUGUGUUAUGUUCAGUAUGCAUCGACAUUUAUCACUGGGGCAGCUCGGAUCGAUGGAGAAAUUAUGGAGACGUUGUGGGCACCUCUGAAUAUCAUAUCUCCCACUGCUAGAGGCAUGUCCACCCCCCACCGGCAGGAGUGUCUCGAUUACCAGAUGAAUGACUCCAAUUUCAUGAAGAUGUAUAAAGAAGCCAUGAAGGGUGUCACAGAAAGCACCGCUGCUUUUGAGAAGCUCAACAACACUGCCGAUCCAGACAUGGUUGCAAAGUGGGAAGAACAGGACAGACAUGCUCAUUCAUGUCGAGUCACUGAUCCAUCUGCUAUGGACAUAUUCAAAGUACAGUUACGGUGGGCACCAACACAGAAGCAACAAGAGCUAGCUUUACUGUCCUCCUGGAGAGCCCAUUUGGGCGGGAAUGCACAAUGUGGUGCGGCCACAUGGAUUGCAUCUGGCAUUACCAUAGAAGAGAUGCAGAUAGCACUCACAAUGGAUAUUAGGAAGCUCAGCAGACACCCUAUGGAGAACCAAACCUUGUGCAAAGUCGGAUAG
Molecule: messenger RNA, 1419 nt
Organism: Suillus subalutaceus
Lineage: Eukaryota; Fungi; Basidiomycota; Agaricomycetes; Boletales; Suillaceae
Exons: 6
Coding region: 1-1419 (472 amino acids)
Source: RefSeq, a predicted model, not a curated record